AUGGCGAGCGACAUCCGCGCAAAGGCGCUGCAGAAGAUAGCUUCGCUGUCGGCGGCCAGUUCCACCACCUCGUUCGACCGCUCCGACCUUGACAAGCUGUGCCGGGCAUGCCAUGCGGGAGGCAGGGGGAGAGAGUACGCCCAUGGAGGAUACAGCGCGAAGCAAGCCGGCUCGCUGGGCCGCGUGCCCAUGUCGAUUCGCGAGUUCGAGGUCCUGCUGGCCCUGUGCAAGACGGCGCCCAGCAUUCAAUCGGCCCAGAGCGCGCAGAGGCUCUCGUUUCAGCUCAUCCCUUACGUCCUCGAGGCGCACUCCCAAGUCUUCGUUCCGUCGCCCUUCUUCCGCCGCAUCGAGCCGUCGCCGACCGAGUCCCUUUCCUUCCACACCACGGGCGCUCUGCUGGCCCUUGGCCUGAAGUUCGCCGACCUCAGGGAGACAGUCACGGACGGGAUUUGGGCCUUCACCAACUCGUGCAGCCGGACCAUCGAGUCGGUCAUCUCCCCGCACGCCAGCGACCCCGAGAACCCGCCCAUGAACGAGGCUGUCCGAACAGCCACUAUCGCGCUUGCCCUGCUGGGUUUCUUGGAUGCGGCUUCUGCCCAGGCCGAUUUUUGGAAGGCUGGAGGCCGCCUGGGUCUCAUACAGAAGAUUAAGCAGCUCCUGUCUGAGCAAUUCCUCGUCGCCGUGGAGACGGCCCUUUCGACCAUCCGCAACACCCACAGCCAGGAUCGCGAGGCGAAGGAAUGGAAGAGGCUCCUUCGCCACUACGCUUUGGCGGGGAGGCCGCUCGGCGCGACGCUCCUGCAGCGCAGCUUCAUGUGGCUGGUGCUUUCAAGCACCUCUCUCAUGGUCGCCGACGGCCCGGCUUUGAGGAAGACCCACAUCCUGGACCUGCUCAUGUCGGGUGCAGGCACUGUUCAGCCCGAGGCUGGCCAGCUACUUGACGGCGAUCUGCGCUCCAUUGAGGUGUAUGCGGGUAUGGCUGUCGAGCAGAUGGAGUACCUCGAGGCCGGUGCCGACUUUGUCCGUCUCGGCUCAUCGCAUCAGCAGAAGCUGGCCUUUGCCGUGAAGUCUGCAGCCCUGAUCACGUAUCUGAACUGCUCACUCCUCGACGAGGAGGCCGCGGAUGGAGAUGUGCUCAUGACUUGGCUCCAAGAGACCCUCGAAGACGAGGUGCAGAUGGCCGACCAUGGCUUGGCCUCCGUCGUGCUUCGAUGCUUGGCUUUAAUCUGCCGUGUCUCGCCCGACUUCUCCGGUACUGUCAGCCGCAUCUUGCCGCGGUUCCUUGUUCAAACUACACCGCACGGAUCGACUGUUCGCGUGGCGUCGGACAGCCUGGCCUAUGUUCUCAAGAUGCUGUCCAAGGACGCCGUCAUUAGCAUCUUGUACACGCUUGGCAACGUUCUUAGUCCUGAGUUAGGGGGCGCUAUCACCAACGGCCAAGUUAAUGGCACGGCUGGCGGCGAUGGGGUCGCAGGCGCGGUGUAUGCUGGCCGCCCUUCAACUGGUAGCUCCAUCUCUCUUCUGAUGGACGGCGAGGAGGAGACGGCUAUUGUGUACGGCAACAUCGUGCAUGCCAUCUGCCGCAUUGCAGCGGCGUGUGAGGAUGAGAAAAUCACGGCCCUGGCCCAGUCUAUGCUCCUCCAGAAGCUCGACAAGGUCAACGCCAGUGUCGAUGCCCAAGUCAUCUCCGGGGCAGCAACUUUGGCGCUCCAUGGCGGCCCGCUAGAGUUCCGAGCGCUGCUGAAGAUGUACAGCAGGAUAUGCCACAUUGGCGUCGUGGAUGGGAAAGAGUUCUUGCUGGCUGCGGUUAUGAAAGCGAGGACGCACAUAUCGGCCAACCUGAAGCGCGACUCUCAGCUCUUUGACAUCUACUGGGAGCACCUUGCGGAUAGCAUCAUUUCUCUUGGUGACGCCGAGACAUCCACUCAUACCAAGGAAUCCGACAUGCAGCUCGUGGCGCAGGAGAUUGGCGAGCUUCUGCGUCCACUGGCCGUCUUCAUGGCCAGCAAUGACCUCGCGUCUGAGCCUCUGGCUGACGAGGAGGCGUACUCAAUGUUGAGAGACGCCUGGUUCAACAUUGCCGUGCAUGGUUUCACAGCCGGCACGGAUCGCGCCAAGAUUUACAUGGCUGAGCUGCGCACCAUUGCCAUCCAUUCCCCUGCGCUAGUCGCCGGCGAGCGAGGAGAACAGGUUGAGAGUGACAUUGAGCUCAACACCGUCCUGCGACGCGGCAACAGCGGCGAACGAGAGGCCAUGCAGAAGAAGCUCCUCACUGAGCUCAUACCGUCCAAGGCAGCUGAUAUUAAGAACCUGAGCUACCGAAAAGUCAUCUUCCUGCAAGCGGCGUAUCUCGUCGAGACCCUGCGAGCCGAAUCAGGCGACUGCACCAAGGUCCUCACCUACUUCCUCGAGCCGAGCAUGCGCAAGAUCGAGGUCAACAACACCAUGGAGGGGAUCGCAUCUGCCGUCAUCGACAAGUAUCUCAAGAAGACUCUGGCAGGCACCGACCCCAACUUCUCGGCACAGUAUGCUGCCACGCAACUUGCAUCAAUCUUUUGCCGGUGCUGCCAUCGCAUCGAGCGAGUGCAGCAGGCCGCGUUCAACAGCGCGGACCGUAUCAUCCGGGAAGUGCCCUCUGCUCUCUGUAACAGGACUCCGCUUUUUGCGCUCUUGGAGCUCCUCUCGCUCAUGUGGUCGAGCUGCCUCGAGGCUGAGACCGACCUCUACACGCCUCGGUCCACCUUUUCCUCGUACCUUGGAAAGGUCACACUCGAGCUUUCUGAUGACUACGAAUUCCGGCGCUGGACUCUGGAUAUCCUGAACCGCAAGGCAAAGGCAUGGGUUAACUCUGUCAUCAACCUCGCUCCCUUGGAUGUCAAGGGCCUGCUGCAGACAUACCUAUCUGAGCUUGACGACGACGGCGCGUACGGGCACAUCUCGCUCGGCAGGUCCUUUGCUUUGGAGCUGGGAUCCGUCAUCCCCUUGACUAACAAUCGCCUGCAAUCGCUUGACCGAGUUGGAGACUGCAACAUUAACACGGCAUCUGAUUUUGUCGCCCAGUACACGACACGUCAGGAGUACCGUUAUGGCGAGGCGCUCCCGGACCGCGGCAACGAACUUAUCAGCUUCAUGACAAUGAGCCGCAGGUCGUCGUUCGCACAGUCCUCCGUGAUGGAGAGUGCGAAUGCGUCCACCGCGCUGGCUCACGUCGAGGCACGCAUCCUGAGCAAGAAGUCAACUCCCUUGGUGGAGGUGCGAGACAUUCUCAGGCGCGCAGCUGCCUUGCUUUGCCGAAGUCGACGUGACGAGUCGGCCGUGGCGCGCUACCUUGUCAGCAUCCCUUUUGCACUCUUCACCAAGCAAUCUACCAAGCUGGGUGUGUCGCUUUGGCUCGGUGUCAUGAAUGAGAAUCCACGACUGGAACCAAAAAUGCUAACGAGCAUCGCCCAACAAUGGGAGUUCACAAUCUCUCGCCGAGUCGGACUUUUCAGCCCUACUUUGACACACCCAGACCCCUUCUUCCUACGGGAAGAGUUUGCACCCAGUGAGCUUGAGGCCCUCGCGAAGAAACGACAGCAGGUGCAUGACGUGCUUUCACCGCAUACUCGCCUCUUGCAAUUCUUCACCAGCCACUUCAAUGCUACGCGCCUUGGCAGCCCCGACAUUCAGAGAGUGUUCCUUCGCAUGCUUGACCUAACAAUGGAUGCCCUCAAGGAUGCCACGGCCCAUCCCAUGGCAAGAGAGGUGCGGUUCCACAUCGUCCUGCUCGGACUGAAGGUCCUGCGUGCCAGCACCACCCUUGGGGCCGCUGCCCAGUGGCGACUUAAGGAGAAGAUCCUCUCGGCAGGCCUCAGCUGGUUCAGGAACUCGCCCAGGUGGUCGUUUGGCAGCAACAUCCUUCAGCUCAAGACUGAAGUCCGACUGAUCUCAGACGUUCUCGCUGCCCUGAAGCUGGUGUCCUUUAUUGGAGCGCACACCGUCGGCAAUGUCACGUCCCUGCAGCCCAAAGAGCAGCUGCUUCAGCUGCUGUUGGAGAAUGAACAAAACCGACUCAGUGUCUGGAUCAACCCCUUGAACCACCAUCAUAGCGGUGCAUUUUCGACGCAUAACCCGUCAAAGAGCCACGUCGAGACUGCACUUCUUCCACUCGUACGUGUUGCGUGGUGGCAAGAUCCUGCCAUCGCAAUUGAGCUUGCCACGAGGUUUCCCCAUGCCCGCCUUCAAAGGGAGGUUAGGAUGCUGCUUCUCAACAUGCCUGAAAAGGCAGUGUCAGAGCCGGAGGCGCUGCCUCUCAUAUUUGGCGGCCAUCUGCCAGACGAUGUCAACUCACAGCUGAAGGCGAGUGACCCUGGAGACAACACUGGCCUUGCGCUAACCUCUUCGCAGUAUCUCUUGUUCUGGGAGUCAAUGAACCCGCUCACCGCCGUGACUCUAUUCUUGCCGGCGUACAAGGACCACCCGUUCCUCAUUCAAUACGCAAUGCGCGCGCUUGAAAGCCACUCUGUCGACAUCACGUUCUUCUACGUCCCACAGAUCGUGCAGACGCUCAGAUAUGACAAUCUGGGAUAUGUCGAGCGGUACAUCCUGGAAACUGCCCAAUUCUCCCAGCUGUUUGCGCACCAGAUCAUCUGGAACAUGAAGGCAAACAUGUACAAGGACGACGACGCCCAGGUCCCAGACGAAAUCAAGCCGACACUCGACUCUGUCAUGGAGAAGAUGGUGAACAGCUUCGCUGCCGAAGACAAGGAGUUUUACGAGCGAGAGUUCUCCUUCUUCGACGAAGUCACGGGCAUUUCGGGCAAGCUGAAGCCGCUCAUCAAGCGGCCGAAGCCGGAAAAGAAGCAAAAGAUUGAGGAAGAGCUGCGCAAGAUCAAGGUUGAGGUCGGCGUGUACCUCCCUAGUAACCCGGACGGCGUCGUCAUCGGCAUCGAUCGCAAGUCUGGAAAGCCUCUGCAGAGUCACGCCAAGGCGCCUUACAUGGCAACCUUCCGCAUCAAGAAGACCAUAGGCUCAACCGAAGACGCCAGGGAGGUGGUCGAGGAGGCCAGCAAGAAGGCGGAGGAGCCGCAGGAGAACACCGUCGAAGUCUGGCAGUCGGCCAUCUUCAAGGUGGGCGACGACUGCAGACAGGACGUGCUGGCGCUGCAGAUGAUUGCUGCGUUCCGCGGCAUCUUCCACAAUGUCGGGCUGGACGUCUACGUCUUCCCGUAUCGCGUCACCGCCACGGCCCCCGGCUGCGGCGUCAUCGACGUGCUGCCCAACUCCAUCUCCCGCGACAUGCUCGGGCGCGAGGCCGUCAACGGGCUCUACGAGUACUUCGUCUCCAAGUACGGCAACGAGGACUCGCUCCGCUUCCAGCAGGCGCGCAACAACUUUGUCAAGUCGAUGGCGGCCUACUCGGUCAUCUCGUUCCUGCUGCAGUUCAAGGACCGCCACAACGGCAACAUCAUGAUCGACGACGCGGGCCACAUCCUGCACAUCGACUUUGGCUUCUGCUUCGACAUUGCGCCCGGCGGCAUCAAGUUUGAGCGCGCGCCCUUCAAGCUCACGAGCGAGAUGGUGGCCGUCAUGGGCGGGUCCAUGGACCACCAGAGCUUCAAGUGGUUCGAGGAGCUCUGCGUAAAGGCCUUCCUCGCCAGCAGGCAGUACUGCGAGAAGCUCAGCCAGAUCGUCCUGCUCAUGAUGGACAGCGGCCUGCCGUGUUUCAAGCCCGAGAGCGUCAAGCACUUCCGCGAGAGGUUCGUCCUCGACAAGACGGAGCGCGAGGCCGCCACCUUUAUGAAGGACCUCAUCAAGAAGAGCUACUCGAGCUACAGCACAGGCGUCUACGACCAGUUCCAGCUGCUGACCAACGGGAUCCCAUACUAA
This is a messenger RNA of Purpureocillium lilacinum, 5868 nucleotides long. Its product is annotated as phosphatidylinositol-4-kinase. NCBI's taxonomy places the organism in Eukaryota, Fungi, Ascomycota, Sordariomycetes, Hypocreales, Ophiocordycipitaceae. Gene Ontology annotation, cellular component: cytoplasm; plasma membrane. Gene Ontology annotation, molecular function: 1-phosphatidylinositol 4-kinase activity. Gene Ontology annotation, biological process: phosphatidylinositol phosphate biosynthetic process; phosphatidylinositol-mediated signaling. The record is from RefSeq and is a predicted model, not a curated record.